This is a messenger RNA of Maylandia zebra (zebra mbuna), 3407 nucleotides long. It is a transcript of the gene slc52a3-2b, whose product is annotated as solute carrier family 52 member 3-2b. Lineage: Eukaryota; Metazoa; Chordata; Actinopteri; Cichliformes; Cichlidae. Gene Ontology annotation, molecular function: riboflavin transmembrane transporter activity. The record is from RefSeq and is a predicted model, not a curated record. Gene Ontology annotation, cellular component: plasma membrane. Gene Ontology annotation, biological process: riboflavin transport.
CAAGUGCAGAGGAAAACGGAAGCAGAAUGCAAGCCUGUAUGUGUGUGUAGAGAGGUUAGAAAAGGGGAGGGCAUAAAAACACACACACACAUUUGCGGCAGAUGUAACAAAAAAAAAGGUCGAAUCAGCCAAGAGUGAAGGUUUUUGGAAGGAGAGAAGCCAGGGGAGAGUGGUUUCUUGUUCCUUGUUCUGAAACAGAUUCUGUAGGUCUUCAUUUGCUCACUUCUGCUUGCAUCAUGUCGCUGCUGACUCACGUGCUGGCAUGUCUGUUUGGAAUGGGCUCCUGGGUGGCCAUCAAUGGGAUGUGGGUGGAGCUCCCCUUGAUCGUAAAUGAUAUCCCAGAGCACUGGUUGCUGCCCUCCUACCUCACAGUCCUCAUCCAAAUGGCCAACAUAGGCCCUCUCUUCAUCACGCUGAUGCACCGCUUCCGCCCAGGGGUGCUCGAUGAGCGGCCGGUCAUCUACGGCAUUGUAGGAUUGGGCAUCGUUGCUACAUUCCUUCUGGCUUUCCUUUGGAAGCAUACAGUGACCUUCGGAAACUCUGUGCAUAGUGUUCCACUGCUGACAUUGAGUUUCCUGCUAUCUGUGGUGGACUGCACCUCAUCUGUUACCUUUCUUCCUUUCAUGAUGCGGCUGCGUCCACAAUAUCUCACAACGUAUUUUGCAGGUGAGGGCCUCAGUGGUCUCGUGCCUGCAGUGGUGGCACUUAUUCAAGGCGUUGGUGUAGUUCACUGUGAAAAUGCCACUUUAUCUAAUAAUUCCAACAUAACUGACAAUGGAAUGCUACAGGCCAUCUACCAGCCUGCUAAAUUCUCUGCACAGGUCUUCUUCAUAUUCCUUAGUGUAAUGAUGGUCGUGUGUCUGGUCGCUUUCCUCCUACUCAAUCACCACCCAGCUGUGGCUCGUGAGAGAAAAAGCGAACGGUACUUCAGUGGGGAACUUGAUCGUGAGAAGAAAGAACAAGGCCUAUCUCUGAAUGCCCAGACACCAGAGCAAAAGCCCAUGAUCAGCCCCUCGGAGGCUGGCAAGAGGGAACCUAGGAGUUCUUUCGGGAGGGGGACAUAUAGUAUCUUUGAGGUGGUCUUUAUCUUUGUAGUGUUGGCUUGGGUCAAUGCUCUGACCAAUGCAGUGCUGCCUUCAGUGCAGUCCUACUCAUGCAUGCCUUACGGGAACAAGGCUUACCAUCUAGCUGCCACCAUGGGAGCUGUUGCUAACCCUGUGGCUUGCUUCAUCGCCAUGUUCAUACCAAUAAGGUCUCUUGUCUUCAUGGGAGUUUUGACCAUUUUUGGGACUGGAUUUGGAGCCUACAUUAUGGGCAUGGCUGUUCUAAGUCCCUGUCCUUUGCUGGUCCACAGUACCUCUGGAACUGUAGUCAUAGUGCUGGCCUGGAUACUCUUUGUCCUCACCCUGUCUUAUGUCAAAGUCAUCAUUGGGGUGAUCCUGAGGGAUGAAGGCCACAGUGCCCUCGUGUGGUGUGGAGCUGUAGUGCAGCUGGGUUCAAUGCUUGGUGCUCUAACCAUGUUUCCACUUGUUGGUUUCUAUCAGUUUUUUAAAUCGGGUGAUGCUUGCAACACUAAGUGUCCAACAUAGAUGUAAAAUGUGUUUAAGUUCAACUCUGCUGUACAGAAUUCUAGCAUUAAUUGCACUUGUUUUAGUAGAACUGCACUUAUUCCAACUUGUAAGAGAGCUGGCAAGUUAUAGAUGAAAAUCCACCACAGUAUCACUCCGUGUUUUUUUUAACCUAAGUUCUGUUUGUAAAUUUCAUAUACUUUAUCAGUAGUUAAUGAUGUAUGAAGUACACAUACACCCAGUGCUUAGAAAAAUUUUUGGACCACCUCUCAUAAAAACAAGAAAACACAAAUAAUUUCACAAAGUUUGAAUUCACACUUUUAUACCCAAAUCUGAACGGACAAACUGGACCUUAUCUGAGAAGUCAGAAUCAAGCACAACAUUCAACCACUAAAACAAACUUUUCUGUUCAGUAAUACAAGUAAAUGAGUAUAAUUUGUCAUCUUAAUUUUGAAAAAUAAUUGAAAGACAAGCUUUAUUUUUAUUUAUUUAUUUAUUUUUUGUGAAACACAAAAUUUGAAAAGUCUACUUGCAAAAAUUGAUGCAGUCUCUUUAAUUCAUUAAAGAAACAUAAAAUAAUGAUAUUGGUAAUUACCAGUAUUAUUAAUAUAGAGCUGCUGUGGCACAAACCUUACAUUGGAUGGUGAUCUAAUAAAUUUGUUAAGCACUAUAUCCAUCUAUAGUGUCUCAGACUACAAAAAGACCAAACUAAAUAGUGUUCUGCCACUGAAUAUAUCAAUAUAAUAUACAAAACCUUGUUGGUUCAAAAGGUCAAAGCUAUUUUACUUGAAGUUUGAGCAUCAUGUCAGAUGAUGAUGUUCAACAUGUACUUUAUUGAUUUUGCUUUAUAAGAAGUUAUGGUACUGUCGCCUUUAAAAUGUGCCUCAAUUCUAUAAAAUGACCUGGGCAUUUUGGGGGAUAGACUACUGUGUUGUUUAAAUAAAACUACAAUGUGCUUUGUAUAUGUUACUGAAGUGGAGAAACUGUUGAACAAUACCAAAUAAAACAUUUGUUUAAUUACUGUCUAAAAAAAUUGCAAAAUUGCUUCUUCUUUUUGUAAUUCAUCCCUACACUGAGCUCUAUACAUACAUUUUAUUCAUCCUCUGAACUAUUUAGCCAAGGGUUGCAGGCAGUAAGAACCCUGGACCAGCCACCAGUCCUUAACAGGACUAAGGCAAGAAAAUUAAACAUUCAGGCUAAUUUGCAUCUUAGGCAAAUUUUGAGAGGCAAAAUAAUGUAAAAUUAAUGAAGUGGACACAGAAUAUCAUAUGUAUCAAUGGAUUUUUGAUUAUGCCACCUACUGUUGCAGCACAUCCCACAGGUACUCUAUUAGUUUGAGAUCUGGUAGCUGUGGAGUACAUUUGCAUACCUUAAAGUUAAUAUCAUGUUCAAGAAACAUUAUUGAAUUGAAUGAGUUCUGGUGCAUUAUUCUACUGAAAGUGGCCAUCAGAGGAUGUGAUCAUAAAGGAAUGGACAAUCCUGAGCAGCAAUACUCAGUUUGUUUAAACGACACUCAACUUGGGCGCCUUAAUACCAGCUUUCUUCCAAUCCAAGGCCUCAACAUUACAUCACCACCACCUAAACCACUGGUACAAGGCACAAUGGAUCCAGGCUUUCAUGUUGUUUGAUCGAAAUUAUGACCCCAUCCUCCAUAAUGUGACAGCAGAUAUCUAAACUCAUCAGACCAGCCGAUGUUUUUCCAAACUUUGCUUCUCCACUGACUGUUUGACUCAACUGACUGAAGUGUCUCCUGAUGUGGGUUUUCUGCUGCUGUUGCCCAUAUGCUUCAAUGUUGUACAUGUUGCACAUUCAGAGAUGCUCUUAUAAUGAUUGGUUAAA